CGCCAGAGCGCCAGGAGGCACAUCCUAUCCGGGCCGGACCUUGGGGAGGCUGGUCUCUUGGGACAUGGCCCCGGGGACUCCCGCGUUGCUGCUGCUGCUACUGCCGCCGCUGCUGCUCUCGUUUCCACCCCGCGCCGCCACCUGCCCGGCAGCCUGUCGCUGCUACAGCGCCACGGUGGAGUGCGGCGCCUUGCGGCUGCACGUCGUACCGCCGGGAAUCCCGCCCGGGACGCAGACGCUGUUCCUGCAGGACAACAACAUCUCCCGCCUGGAGCCUGGCGCCCUGGCUCCGCUUGCCGCUCUGCGUCGUCUCUACCUGCACAACAACAGCUUGCGCGCCCUGGAGUCCGGCGCUUUCCGCGCGCAGCCGCGCCUGCUCGAGCUGGCGCUCACCGGAAACCGGCUGCGCGGCUUGCGUGGCGGAGCCUUCGCGGGCCUGGCCCAGCUGCGCGUACUCUACCUGGCAGGCAACCAGCUGGCGCGGCUGCUGGAUUUCACGUUCUUGCACCUACCGCGACUGCAGGAGCUGCACCUGCAAGAAAACAACAUUGAGCUGCUGGAGGACCAGGCUCUGGCCGGGCUGUCCUCUCUGGCACUGCUGGACCUCAGCAGGAACCAGCUGGGCACCAUCAGCCAAGAGGCCUUGCAGCCCCUGGCCAGCCUGCAAGUCCUGCGCCUCACAGAGAACCCAUGGCGCUGUGACUGCGCCCUGCACUGGCUGGGCACAUGGAUCAAGCAGGGUGGCCAGAGGCUGCUCAGCUCCAGGGACAAGAAGAUCAUGUGUGCAGAGCCCCCCCGCCUGGCACUUCAGAGUCUCCUGGACAUAGCCCGCAGUAGCCUCAUCUGCAUUCCGCCUUCUGUACACGUGCAGCCGCUGGAGCUCACAGCGAACCUGGGUGAGGACCUGAGGGUUGCCUGUCAGGCCUCCGGUUACCCGCAGCCCCUGGUGACCUGGAGAAAGGUGUCCCAGCCUCGGGAGGGCUGGCCACAGGACCAGGCCCGGCUAAAAGGCGCUGCACCUGGCAUGGGCGGGCACGCAGCCUCCGACAUGGGCAGCGGCAUGCUCUUCCUCACCAACAUCACGCUGGCGCACGCUGGCAAGUACGAGUGCGAGGCUUCCAACGCCGGGGGCGCCGCCCGCGUGCCCUUCCGACUUUUGGUCAAUGCGUCCCGGCAGCAGCCGCAGCAGCCGGCGCCCCCGCCGGCCCCCGCCGCCCGCGAGCCUAGGAACGAGGCGGGUAGCAUGGCCUUCCGCGCCCUGGGCUUGGCCACGCAGACGGCCGUCGCGGCGGCCAUCGCACUGCUGGCGCUCACGGCGCUGCUACUGGCCGCCAUGAUCUGCCGCCGGCGCCGCAGGCGGAAAAAGGCGCGGGGACCUCCGGCUGAGGGCGCGCUGUUCGUCAACGACUACUCGGACGGGCCCUGCACCUUCGCGCAGCUCGAGGAGCUCCGCGACGAGCGCGGCCACGAGAUGUUUGUCAUCGACCGCUCCAAGCCGCUCUUCGCUGAGGGGCCGGCGGAGGCACCCGUGGAUCGCGGUCCAGGAGAGGGGGCGGCGCCCGGGCUCCGCGUCCCGCCGCCUGUCGCCUACGAGAUCCGCGGCUGAAGCCGGGCGCGCGCCGAUGACGCGGGCGCCGGGGAUUGGCCGGCACGGCUCGCGCAUACUCCGUCAGUAAAAGUGGAAGCCGC
This is a messenger RNA of Propithecus coquereli (Coquerel's sifaka), 1689 nucleotides long. It is a transcript of the gene LRRC24, whose product is annotated as leucine rich repeat containing 24. The transcript is spliced from 5 exons. Gene Ontology annotation, molecular function: protein binding. The record is from RefSeq and is a predicted model, not a curated record. The coding region runs from base 65 to 1606 and encodes 513 amino acids. Lineage: Eukaryota; Metazoa; Chordata; Mammalia; Primates; Indriidae.